AUGAUUAAAAAGGCACUUCCUUCUGGAUGUGCUGUCUGUGGCCACCAAGAUGAUCUUUUCAUUUGCUCUGGCUGCAAAGCGUUGCCCUACUGCGGUCGCGACUGUCAGAUCGCGGAUCGGCCAGCACACAAAGCUGCGUGUAGCGCCAUCAAAAAAGCACGUAACGUGAUGGCGACUGAGGAGCAGAAACUUCGACAUCAUCCUGGGGAUGUCAUGAUGUCUAAAGAUCCUUUUACCAGCUGUGUUGGACACCUCUUGGGGGGGGGGGGUUCGAAACGCGCGACUACAUACACUAGUUUGCCAUACCUCGAUGUCAAAGAUGCCGACAUGUUCGAGUCCGUCGAGCGUUUCUGCCACCCAUUCUUCGAUCUCAGCCACAGAACCUGUGUGUGUCUCUUGAAGAUCAGAUUGCUCCUUGAGCUUGUGCGGCUGGAACAAUCGACGGACAGCCUGGGUCCGUCCCCUCAUCCUGUCAUUUCCGCCAUGCUUAAGUCACCAACCCCAAUCAGUUCCGCUGUGGGCGCUUCCCAGGCCAUCAUGUCCAGCGACAGCAAUACACGCAAGGCGAUGAUUGACACAUUGAUGAAACAAAUUGAUGCUCUGUAUGAGGCAGUCCAGAAGGCCAACGAGCACUUCUGGUAUAAUCUUACUGAUCCUGAAGUGGACCUAGAUAAUAUGCCGUCCAGUUGUACGAUGGGUAGCGUGGGAGAAUCGCAGCUGGCCGUUGGUAAUAACUUUUUUACAUGGGUCAAAACAUCGGGAGCUCUCGCCUUCAUCAUAACACCUUCAUCAUAA
This is a messenger RNA of Penicillium diatomitis, 795 nucleotides long. Its product is annotated as zinc finger MYND domain-containing protein. The transcript has 2 exons. The record is from RefSeq and is a predicted model, not a curated record. The coding region runs from base 1 to 795 and encodes 264 amino acids. Lineage: Eukaryota; Fungi; Ascomycota; Eurotiomycetes; Eurotiales; Aspergillaceae.